Molecule: messenger RNA, 697 nt
Organism: Carica papaya (papaya)
Lineage: Eukaryota; Viridiplantae; Streptophyta; Magnoliopsida; Brassicales; Caricaceae
Product: FCS-Like Zinc finger 5-like
Source: RefSeq, a predicted model, not a curated record
CUUCACCUCUCUCCUUCUCUCUCUCUCUCUCUCUGUAUCUGUAUCUGAAGAUUUGGCUUACAGCAUUAAAACCAGCAGAAAAAGAUGUUGCUGGGGAAGAGGCCACGUGCACCAAUUAUGAAGAGGACUACAAGCAUGACGGAGAUAACCUUGGAUUUAAACACUUCCACAACUGACUCACGCCCUUCUGAUCCACACAAUCUCUUUGACGCCCGUCAAAAACCGGCCGUCACUGGUGCUCUUAGUGGCCAACACAGCCAUGGUGCUGGACAUAAUUGGUUAGAUCAACGUUUCUCGCCCAGGACUAACCGGAGACACUCGGCUGAUUUCCUGGAGACUCCUAACUUCUUGAGAGCUUGCUCUCUCUGCAAACGCCGCUUGGUUCCCGGCCGCGAUAUUUACAUGUAUAGGGGUGACAGUGCGUUUUGUAGCCUAGAAUGCAGGCAACAACAGAUGAACCAGGACGAGAGAAAAGAGAAGUGCGGAUUAGCAUCGAAGAAAGAAGGCGGCGGAUCUUCAGGCACAGGGGCCGCAGCCAACGGGGAGACUGUUGCCGCCGUGUAGAGAUAAGUUAGCCAUAAAUGAAGAUUUAUGACUGUGAGUGUAAAACAUUCUCUAAUUAUCCGGUGUAUGCAAAAUGAGCAAGUUUUGUUGAAGCUUGUUAUAUAUAAUAUUUUCAUUAUACUUUGGCCAUCCA